AUGCGAGCUUUCCCUUGCUGGUUCAACCUGAAGAUCACAUAUAACCUCGUCAUAGAAUGUAACCAGGAACUGCAGAUCCUUUCGAAUAUGGUAAUAUAUUCUCUUUCUAUAUUUCGAAUAUGGCGGCGUGCUUGGCUUGAAGUGCUUGAGAAGAAAAACCGAAAAAGAAUUCAGUUCGACCCUUACGAAACCCAAAACCCCAUGAAACUAGCAAUUGUUCUUGGAAAUUUCCAAACUGCUGAAACGAAGGAAUCACUUUUCUCAUUAACCAAAUUUCUCUUUCUUUUUCUGCCACACUCUUUUUUUCUUCCAUUAUUCAAAUCUCUUUCCUUUUCUUCUAAACGCUUUUUUCUCUUAUUACACAAGUCUGUCUUCUUGUCUUCCCUUUUCUUUUUAAUUAUCUUUCUCUCAUUAUCCAAGUCUCUACCUUUUUUUCCUCCCACACUCUUUGUCUUUCACUCUUCACUAGCCAAGUCUCUUCUUUCCCUGCUACCAACUUUUUUCUGUCAUUACACAAAUCUCUCUUUCUUUCUCCUACACUCUUUUCUCUCAUUAUUGAAGACUACUCUCUCUUUCUUUUUCUUCUAUACACUAUUUCUCUCAUUACACAAGUCUCUCUUUCUUUUUUUCCUACACCCUUUUCUCUCAAUAUUGAUAACUACGUAUAUAUCGUUUUCUUCCUUUUUCUCUUGUUAUUUAAGUCUCCUUUUUACGCUACGCUUGCAAUGUUCUUUCUAUCUUUCUCAAACCCCUCCCACCCCGAUUUUCUUCUUUCUUAAAUCAUACACUUGCUAUUUCUUUCCUUCUCUCCUCCCAGCCCUUCAUAUCUCCAUAUCUAUCUAUCUAUCUAUCUAUCAUAUGCAAUUUAUCUAUGCAAACAUGUUGAUGUCUCGUCUGAAAUCUACCUGGCCCAUAAAGAUCGAUUUUGUUGAAGUUCCCGACUUGUGCCAAGUCUAUCUUUCCUUUUCAUCUAUACUCUUGUCUCUCAUUACCCAAGUUUUUUUUCUUUUUCUCAUUAUCCAAGUCUCCCUUUUCAUCUGCACACUUUUUUCUCAUUGCAGUUUCUUUUUCCUUUCGUCUUCACUGUUUUUCUCUCUUUACACAUGUCUCUCUUUCAUUUUCUUUUAUUUAUUUUUCUCUCAUUGCACAAGUCACUCUUUCUUUUAUUCAUCUUCUCACAUUAUCCAAGCCUCUCUUUCAUUUUCUUCUCCACUCUUUUUCUCUCAUUACACAAGUCUCAUUUCCUUUUCUUUUAAUCUUUUCUUUUUCAUUAUUCAACACUCUCUUUCUUUUUCUUCUACACAUUAUUCUCUCAUUACCCAAAUCUCACAUUUCUUUUUUUACUCAUUUCCUCUCAUUACCAAACUCUUUCUUUCUUUUCAUUUUACUCAUUAUGCCUGUUUUUUUUUCUCGUUGCCCAUGUCUCUCCUUCAUUUCCUUCUACACUUGUUGCUGCUCCCAUAA
Molecule: messenger RNA, 1464 nt
Organism: Acanthosepion pharaonis
Lineage: Eukaryota; Metazoa; Mollusca; Cephalopoda; Sepiida; Sepiidae
Source: the annotation of a GenBank genome assembly